Molecule: messenger RNA, 1657 nt
Organism: Annulohypoxylon maeteangense
Lineage: Eukaryota; Fungi; Ascomycota; Sordariomycetes; Xylariales; Hypoxylaceae
Product: DUF833-domain-containing protein
Exons: 1
Coding region: 594-1619 (341 amino acids)
Biological process (GO): protein secretion; Golgi organization
Cellular component (GO): Golgi apparatus
Source: RefSeq, a predicted model, not a curated record
GUCCGAUGACUUUACGGGCAGCUGGAAUCAUUAGAAGACACCUAGGGGACCGAAAGUUAAAAACAAUUGGCCUGCUGAACUCAAAGCCGAGAAAUUAAAACGACCUUAACUUCUUCGCCUAUUCUCGCCGAAGUCGCAUGUCCUAAGUCGCAGGUCGCAGGUACAAAGCCUUGCAACUCCAGGCGGUCUACACACAUUUAACAACACCUCUAAUAUCAUAUUUCACAUGAGACGUGUCACGCCACCAUUGGGAUCAAUCCUAUCUAUUCUGUCUACGGUCUAGCCCUAGACGUUGCCGCUGCCGUGUCCUGUUGUGUUGUACAAGAAGAAAAGGCUGUGUGUAUCAGGAGAUUGAAUACCAAGUAGACGGUGGCGAGGGCGGAUGAUUUUAGUUUCUUCUUGUUUCUUCCGCUUUUCUGUUUCGUCGAUAUUUAUGUCCCCGAGUGUUUAUAACUGUCUUUCCCUACGGUCAUCACACCGUACCGGUCCUACAUACAUACAUACCUAUUUUACUGAAUACUCAAAACAACAAAAGAGAAUAAGAUAUUAAAACCCCUUAAGAUCACCUGCACUCAUCUUACUUUUCUUACACGAUGUGUAUCGUUCUUAUCACAACGGCCCACCCGAAAUAUGCUCUUAUAGCUAUCGACAACCGGGACGAAUACAUCCUCAGACCCACAAGUCGACCUCACUGGUGGACACAUGAACCCUCUGGUGAGAAGAUACUAUCAGCAAGAGACCUGUAUCGUCGCGAGCGAGGAACAUGGUUGGGUGUUACCAAGAGCGGUCGUUUCGCCAUCUUGACGAAUUACCGGGAGUCGAGUGAAGAUGAUCCGGACCCGGAUCACGCCAUCUCCGGGAUCAAAAGCCGGGGCGGCAUGGUCACUGGUUGGCUAGGCGCUCCGUCCGAGCUCGGACUCGACGAUUUCGUUAAUUCGAUGUUAGAAGGUCGUGCUGCGAAAGGUGUCGGAGGCUUCUCGCUCGUUUGCGGCGAUCUUAAGCAGAAAACAGACAAGGAUAUCAAACCGCUCGCCAUCAUUUCCAAUCGGUGGGACCACGUCGGCGAUGUCCCGUGGAUAGGUGGAGAACGCGGACAGACGUACGGUCUUAGCAAUGCGGUUUAUGUUGAGCCUCCCAAAUGGGAAAAAAUUAAAAUCGGGGAGAAGCUGAUGGUGGAAGCGAUACAAGAAGCAGUUGACAAGGACCUAAACGAAGACGACUUAACCGAACGACUCUUCAAGGUUCUCGAUCAUGAUACCUUACCCCUGGAACCGAAGAUGACCUUCCAAGAACACAUGGACGCGCUUCGGAAGUCUGUUUUCAUCCGAAGUUUUGCGGAGGAUCAAGGAUGGAAGGAAAUGGCUAGCGCUGCCGACGAAGGAAGGGCGAAGGCGGCUUUUGAUGAGAUUGAGGACCCCAGCGACCCAGAAGACCAACCGAAAGAAAGCUCACAUGGCUAUUUUAUGAAAGGUGCUUACGGCACUCAGAGACAGACCAUCAUCCUUUUAGACUGGGAGGGGAAUCUGACGUAUAAAGAGCGGGCACUAUGGGAUUCUCAUGGAACCCCAAUUGAAAGGGGAAAAGGAGAUGAGACGUUUAAAUAUAAGAUAGAAGCCUAAAAGACAUAGAUGUUCAAUGAAUAAAGUAUCACAACUUA